AUGUCACCUCCUGGCGCUAUCCCCCCAACUCCCAACACCUUAGCAGCCCAACACACAUCACCUCAUCCAUCUCGACGCAGCGGUAAUUCACCAUCCGAAAGUCCGGCUGAGAGCUCGAGACUCUCAAACGACGCGAGCGGCUCCCUUCUUUCGCCAGGGAGGAAGAGAAGAAAGGUCACCAGAAGCAAGCUGGGCUGCUUGACAUGUCGAAGGAGGAGAAAACUUUGUGACAUGAGUAAACCGAAGUGUGGUGCUUGUGAUCGAUUGAAGCUCGAAUGUGCCUGGCCUCAAGAGGAGCUAGUGAGACAACCUCGAAGGAUAUCCCAACCUGCCGCGCCUUCUCCUUCUCUUUCAAUCGUCGCCAACACUGUCCCAACAAAUAAUCUCUUCACCCAACACCAAGAUCAUACCCAACCUUUUCUGAUGGGCUCAAAUGAUGUAUCACGGACGUACCCAGUCACAGAUACCAUGGAUGAUUUUGUAGGGAUCUUUGGGAAUAUCGGUAGUAGCGGUGGUAGUCAAGUGCCGAACCAGGUCAAUGGGAAUCACGACAUAGGGACAGAGCUGCUCGGCACGAAUUUUAGCAAUCACCAAUUCAAUAAUCAUUCUACUUCGUCUGUAGAUGACACUGGUCUGAUAGACUGGCUAGCUGGAGGUGGUAAUCUUGAUGAAGCGACCCUUCAACUUUGGGCAGCUGAUUGUCUUGCAGUGCCAACUACUCAAACAUUCAAUGCCUUCGAUUCUCUUAACAGCGUACUUCUUCAGCCAAGCCCUCCUUCGGACCAGACCAUAGACCCCAAUAAUGUAACCAUGAAUGGUGAAGCUGGGACAUCAAGUAAUCGUUUACGCUCGCGUCCAGCAUCUCGUCGGCCAUCUCGAUCACCUUCUCAUCGAAGUAGCGGAACUCCCCCAGGUAGCUCACACACAGCCGUCCUGAAUUAUUUCCAUGAAUCACUUGCUCGCUUGGUCUCGUGCACUGGUGAAUCAGCCCCCAGUGCGUUCGAAUCAUUCACAAAACUCGCCAAUAUGACAGCCGGACGGGGACCAGCGGGACAAAGUCUACAUCUCAGUAUACUAGCUUGGGCUGCACGUCAUAUGGUCAAUCGUGGAUUAGCAAAGUACGAGGCUGUCAGUGAGAAGUUUAGUUUACAAGCAACGAGUCUCCUUGAUACUCGCAUGGAACAGUUAUUCGAUAAAAAGGGGAAAGAAAAGCCACCGGCAGAUUCCGAAAAUCAGGAUAGAGAUACAGAAAAAAUGACACUACUGGCUGCUGCCCUCAUGAUAAUGCAAUUCAAGAUUUGUCGAGGCGAUGUGUGGGGAUUUAGUACGUUGGUCCAACACUUGACACGUCUCGUCCCAUUCGUUUUCAACAAUCAAGUCCUUGAGCUACACCCAGAUUCAAUGCAUACUUCAUUCUUUGAAAAUCUCCUCUACCAUGACGUACUCGGAUCCUUCAUCUUUACUCGUGCGCCCAUGAUUCCCAAGUCUAUUGCCCAGAAGUACAGUCGCGCAGGACUAGACACACUUCACACCCUUACCGGAGUCAGCCUUCCGCUCUUCUCGCGGAUGCAUCGUCUUGCGGAAUUGAUACGUCUAAGACGCUCGCGACAAGGCAAAGGUUGGAGUGACGAGCAUCUCCUGGACGUGGUGAAACCUGCGCUCCAAAUCGAGGCAGAGCUGAAUGAGGAGAAGACGAGACUGGACGAGCUUGUUUUAGCCAAGCCUCAUAUUCAAGCUCAUCGAUACCUUCACGAGGCGUUCAGAACCGCUUGUCUUCUGCAAUUACGUUGUUUCGUCCUCUGCGAACCGCCCAGUUCCCUCAACAUCCGUCUACUGGUUAGACAAUGUCUCUCGCUCCUGGAAGCUAUGUUUGAUCAGAAUCUUCCAGGACUUUGUUCGGCACAUUGGGUCGUCUUUUUAGCCGCAUUAUGUUCCAUCCGUGGUGGACAAGAAGAAGAGGAGCUAGAUGAUCGGCAGAGAAGUGAUAGGAUUUAUGAAGAUUUAUACAAUGAGUUCGGAUUCCGGAAUAUCGAGAGGUCGCAAAAGAUUGUACAUGACUUCUGGAAGAACAACGCGGAUGGAUCUCAAUUUGUGGAUUGGCUGGACGUGGUAGAAGAAAAUGACUGGGAGAUUUUUGUUGUAUAA
This is a messenger RNA of Kwoniella shivajii, 2145 nucleotides long. RefSeq lists its product as uncharacterized. The transcript has 8 exons. Gene Ontology annotation, cellular component: nucleus. Gene Ontology annotation, biological process: positive regulation of transcription by RNA polymerase II. The record is from RefSeq and is a predicted model, not a curated record. Gene Ontology annotation, molecular function: DNA-binding transcription factor activity, RNA polymerase II-specific; zinc ion binding; transcription cis-regulatory region binding. Lineage: Eukaryota; Fungi; Basidiomycota; Tremellomycetes; Tremellales; Cryptococcaceae. The coding region runs from base 1 to 2145 and encodes 714 amino acids.